Molecule: messenger RNA, 765 nt
Organism: Acaulospora morrowiae
Lineage: Eukaryota; Fungi; Glomeromycota; Glomeromycetes; Diversisporales; Acaulosporaceae
Source: the annotation of a GenBank genome assembly
AUGGUCUCGUUUAAGUUCUUUAAUCCUUAUUUUGCAUUUCUUGCAAUCUUCUUGUUGGCUUUUAUCCAAGCAAGCCACGCUGAAGACGAGACGUUUACGCAAGAGUUUAUAAGAAAGAAUAAUGACGUUAUCACUAGACUUACUCGCCAAAACCCAUAUUUCGUUGGAAUAGCAGACGGUACUAUCAAAGAUUCUGCAUUUAUACGUGAUAUUAUCCAGUCACAUCACUGGUUCACCCUUUGGGCAAGGUCUGCAGGAUAUGCAUUAACUAAAGCUCCUGUUCCGCCUCGGAAAGACUGGAACCUUGGCAACGUAGCACCGGAAUUUUUCAUAGACCUUAUAGCAGGUGCUAUAAAUAAUACUCAAAGUAUUUCUACUUACUUGAAAAGUCUCGCAUUAAAACAUAACUUCGACAUUUACGGCGAACCAGCUUCCGCUGCCAUCAAGGCCGAUGGUGAUUAUAUGAUUAAUGUUGCCAAGAAGCUCCCCCUUGAAGCGUGGUUAGCCGAAAAUUGGGUCGGAUUUAGAUUUACUCGUGAGGCAUAUUCGAUCGCUCAAGAAUCUGUAAAAAAGAACGGGUACCAAUAUGCUUUUCAGGACUACAUUGACUUAUUUUCUGACCCCAGUAUGAAAACCGCGGCAGACCAGCUCGAGUUUUUAAUAAACGCUAUUUAUAAGUCUAAGAAAUCAAAUAAAAAAUUGGCAUUUAAAGUUCUUAGGCAGCAUUUGGAGAAUGAUUACGCGGUUUAUGAGGAUGAUUUGUAA